Molecule: messenger RNA, 984 nt
Organism: Ilex paraguariensis (yerba mate)
Lineage: Eukaryota; Viridiplantae; Streptophyta; Magnoliopsida; Aquifoliales; Aquifoliaceae
Source: the annotation of a GenBank genome assembly
CCAACCAUGGUGAUUGCCGGAAAGAGCUUGUCCACAGCAAUGAACGCCAGAAUAAUCGGCUCCGGUAAUGAAGCCAUAGUACUGGCACAUGGGUAUGGUGGAGACCAGUCUGUUUGGGACAAAAUCUUACCCCACUUGGCUCAGUUCUGCCGUGUUCUGGUCUUCGACUGGACCUUCUCCGGUGCCGUAAAGGACAUAAACCUGUUUGAUAAUGUUAAGUAUUCUUCGUAUGAUGCUUUUGCUGAUGAUUUGAUUGCUCUUGUGGAUGAGAUGAACUUCCAGCCAUCGGUCUUCGUCGGACACUCCAUGUCCGGUAUGAUCGGAUGCAUUGCUUCCAUCAAAAGACCUGAGCUCUUCAAGAGGCUCAUACUCAUCGGAGCUUCACCCAGGUACAGGAAUUCAGAAGACUAUGAAGGGGGGUUUGAGAAGUCAGACAUUGAUCAGAUCUUCUCAAACAUAGAAUCCAACUACGACCAUUGGGCUUCAUGCUUUGCUUCGCUUGUAGUGGACCCAAAUGAUCCUAACUCUGUCGAAAAAUUCGAGAAAUGCUUAAAAAGAAUGAGGCCUGAAGUAGCACUUUCCCUUGCCAAAACUAUAUUUCUCAGUGAUGAACGUGCCACUCUCGGAGAGGUUGUCACCCCCUGCACCAUCAUCCAGACCACCAACGAUAUGGUUGUCCCGAAUUCAGUUGCUGUUUACAUGGAGAGGAAGAUCAAGGGCGAGGCGACGGUGGAUUUUAUUGAUACCAACUGCCAUUUUCCACAGCUCACUGCUCAUAUCCAGCUUCUUGAGGUGCUUGGUAGGGUUUUAGGGUUCUAAUUUUCUUUUAGUAUUUUGGGUUGCAGGAGAUGAAAAAAAAGUAAGGUCAUAAUGUUAUCUUCAUUUUAGUGUGUUUUUUAUAUCUUUUCCUGUAAGUUAGUGUGCUUUUUUAUUAAGUAUGGAUUGUAUGGUUACGUUCACUUGUCCUACGUAACUACAUGAUGA